AUGAAGAUGAUUGAAACAGGCGCGGCAACUCGGCUUGCUAAGGCAGGAUUUGCAGUCUAUGGGAUUGAUUAUGAAGGCCAUGGAAAAUCAGCUGGACUUCAGGAAAGGAAGGAGAACAAGAGAAAGAUGAGAAUUUUGCUGGGAGAAUCAAUGGGAGGAGCUAUGGUUCUUCUCUUACACAGGAAGAAGCCUGUCUAUUGGGAUGGUGGGGUCUUGGUUGCACCAAUGUGUAAGAUUGCAGAUGAUAUGAAGCCACAUCCAAUGGUCAUCAGUGUUUUCACAAAGCUUUGCCAUAUCAUCCCAACUUGGAAAAUUAUUCCAACUCCAGAUGUCAUUGAUGCUGCCUUUAGAGAUCCUGAAAUAAGAAAGGAGAUCCGGUCCAACCCAUAUUGCUACAAAGGACGGCCGCGAUUGCAAACUGGCUACCAACUGGUAAAAGUCAGCUUAGAUCUAGAGGAAAGACUUCAAGAGGUCUCAUUACCAUUUCUGAUAGUCCAUGGAGGAGAUGAUAAAGUGACUGAUCCAUCGGUUAGCAAACUCCUGUAUGAAACAGCUUCCAGCUCCGACAAGACCUUUGAGUUGUACAAGGGCAUGUGGCAUUCUCUCUCCUACGGCGAGUUACCUGAAAACAUUGACAUUGUGUUUUCAGACAUUAUCAAUUGGUUAGAUCAGAGAGUUGCCUUAGGUCUCCGGUGCAUGGAGGUCUUUACAAUGUGUGUACGCGAAUGA
This is a messenger RNA of Ilex paraguariensis (yerba mate), 729 nucleotides long. Lineage: Eukaryota; Viridiplantae; Streptophyta; Magnoliopsida; Aquifoliales; Aquifoliaceae. The record is from the annotation of a GenBank genome assembly.